GGUGCAGACAACGCUCACCUCACACGAUCUGGACAAAAUAAUAUUCGAGCACCCGAAAGAAUCGACUACAGAAUAACGCACACGAAAUUUAAAAAUUACAAAAAAGGGGAAAGUUUAAAAAAACACCCUCGCCCUUUCCCAUCGCGAUCUUCACACGCGGAAGACUUCGGCAAAUCUUUGAUAUAAUCCCAAAAACAAUUGUUUUUUUUAUUGUUUUUGUUUUACCUGGUGACAAAACGAAAAGUACAAAUAAACGUCAUUAAAAGUACAAAACAUACACCGCAAUCGUCAGUAAUACCUGUGCCAAAAGUGACCCCAAAAAAAAGUUGAAAAGAAACAAGUGAAUUUACAACAAGCCCUCAAACAAGAAACUGAUAAACCAUAUCAACGGUCCGGUGACUAAGCUCAACCUCAACCUCAGCCCUCUACCUACUACCUCUUACCAUUCACUCCUAGACAAGCACCCAAACUUGACCCAAUUCCUGCCCAGAAACCACGGACGCCACGCACAACCAGGACGCUUACACGUACACACACACACCCUGAGACACUCGCACGGCGCCAGAAAAUUCCCCACAUUUUCACUACAAUGUAAACCAAACGAAUCUCCGGAUUCUUUCAAUUCUUGUUCCGAUUUACAUUCUUCAUACAUUCCUUGAAAACAAAGCCAACAAAAUACUAAAGCCAACCAAUGCACUUUCCAUAAUUCUUAACUUAUUUAAUUAUUUAAUUUAAAACAAAAUAAUUGUGUGAUAUUUAUUUUUUUGUGUUUAGUCAUAGUUUGAAAAGAAGAAAACGAAAAUAAAAAACAAAAACCGGCAAAAAACCAAAACAAAAAGUAUGCAAAGUCCAUAGACAACUAUUAAUAGUAAAAAAAAAAACAAAAAAAAAUUAGUAUACACAUUAGUACACAGUUUAUGAUUUCUGUUAAUUGUGUUAGAGUUUAUUUUUUCAUUGUUUUAAAUUAUAAAAUCUCAAGGCCUAGACACACACACUUCUGAGGGCCCGCAAAGGAUUAAUUUAAAUUUAUUUUAGUAGAUGAGUUUCAUUUGCGAAGGCUAGGGCCCCUCACACGAGGCAACACAUGCACGCCUUUUUUCGGGGCUUCUCUACACCACCACCUAAGGACCUAGACGCACGACACGACACUACACGCCCUAACAAAUGCUAAGAUGUCGCAGCCCAACGAACAGACAAACUUGCCGCACAAUCCCAACCAGCCAGCAUCCACAGACACACCAUCUACACCCACACCCACUCCCACACAAACUCCUCCCACCCCAACACCUUCCACAACAACAAACACAACACCGAAUGAGCUGAAACAACGCCUGACGCCAUUGAAUGUGCGUCGUUUAUCAGGCUACGUAAAUCCGCAAAUGAUCAGCGAUCAUGCUGAUGAUGAGCCCCCGCCCACAACUAUUAAUAUUGGCCUCUUUAACAAUAACAACAAUAAUAAUAACAACAAGAAUAAUACAAAUAAUAAUAACAACAACAACAACACCGCAUCAACAACGCCACCAUCUGCAUAUGCCACUCCACCAAUAUACCAACAACAGUUGUCCACACUGACAGCAACAACACCGCUAGAUGUGGCACCGGAUGAAAAAUACAGAUUGUUUACCAUUUUCAAUGGAAACGAUCCUGACAAUGAGAAAUUGUCGGGCCUACCACAUUCGACAACUGGUUCACUAAGCUCAAUCAUCACGACGUCCAUAGCAUCCUCCGAACCGGAUCCUGGAGCGGCGAGUGGCGGCGGCAGUGGAGGAGGAGGACCUGGCGGUAAUGGGGGCACCGGAUCGGGUGCCCUAGUGGCAGCAGAUGCCUCCAGUAUCGCCGGUAUCAAUGGCAGUUCCGAGGAGAAACUGGCCCUCAACAGGCCAGGAAUCAAGCAGGAAAAGUGGACAACCAUCCUGCUGCAGGUUUCCAUACCGUUCUUCCUUGCCGGUAUUGGAACAAUCGGAGCUGGCAUUGUGCUGGGACGCGUUGAGAAAUGGUAUGUCUUUAAAAAUGUCAGCGAACUGUUUAUCCUGGUGCCGGCGCUUUUGGGACUAAAGGGCAACCUGGACAUGUGCCUGGCAUCCCGUCUUUCCACGCAAGUGAAUCUGGGCAACAUGACCAGCCGGCAGGGCGUAAUACGGAUGAUCGUAGGCAACAUAGCGCUGGUGCAGGUUCAGGCGACCGUGGCCUCCUUUCUGGUAGCCAUGUUCGCGGUGAGCGUCGGCGCGGCCAUGACCGGCGAGUUCUACUUUGAGAACAUGAUGCUCCUGACAGCCUCGGCCAUGUUCACUGCGACCUCGUCGUGCUUUGUUCUGGAUUUCGUUUUGGUGGCCGUGAUCCUAUUCUCGCAGAGGUACCGCCUCAAUCCGGAUAACUUGGCGACACCGCUGGCCGCCUCCAUCGGAGAUGUCGUGUCCAUCAGUUUGCUGUCCUUCAUCGCUUCGUUGCUAUACGAGCAAAUCAAAACGCAUCUGUGGAUCACCUUCAUCGUGGUGUGCUGCUACCUGGUGCUGUUGCCCAUGUGGGUAAUGAUCGUGCUGAGGAACGAGUAUACGCGUCCGGUGCUGAAGAGCGGAUGGGUGCCGGUGCUCUCGGCCCUCUGCAUAAGUGGGCUGGGUGGCCUGGUGUUGGACGCCGCUGUUGAAGUAUUCAAGGGCUUCGUGGUAUUCCAGCCUAUCAUCAAUGGAAUUGGCGGAAAUCUGGUGUCGGUGCAGGCCAGCAAGAUAUCGACGAUGCUGCACCAGAGCUCAAUUAUUGGCAUUAUACCACCGCACACGAAGAUCUUGGAGUGGCCCUGGAGGGCGCUUUUCAAAGGAGUUCCCUAUGCAAAGACGGCGAGAAUACUUAUCGCCAUGUCAAUUCCGGGCAAUAUUCUGUUCAUCUUUGCCGCUGAUUAUAUCAACAUGAACACCUCGACGGUCAGCUGGGUCUUUGUGCUGUCCUAUCUGACUGCCAGUUUGGUCCAGGUGAUGCUGCUGCUGUACAUUGCCCACAUCAUCGUGCACGCGAUGUGGAAGUGGAAGAUCGAUCCGGAUAACUCGGCCAUUCCCUACCUAACGGCCCUGGGCGAUCUGUUGGGCAGCAGCCUACUGGCGGUGGCGUGGAUCUUUACAAUGUCCGUAGGCAUGGAGUACGGCGCCGGGAUGGAGACCCUCAAUGCACCCAACUAAAGUCCAGGCUAGCUAACACCACUUAGAACUAGUUGAUGGGUCAAGCGUAAGCUGUACAACGCUAAGCGAUAAACCAAGAAGGCAGCCACACCACAAACACAAUAUAAAGAACUGUUAUGUACCUUAAAGAAAUAUAUAGAAACAUAGAAACAGAACGUAUAUAGCCUCCCGAUUACCAGUUCCCAGUCCCAGUCCCCGCACAAACCGGAACCGGACGUCAACUAAUUUCUAAUGAAGCGUGAGAUCCUUUUACAUUGUGUCCUUCUUCACAUGGCUUUUGCUUGUGUUCCUUUUGCUCUACCGAAAACGUAUGUAUGAUAUAUAAUAUAUCACAUAAAUGUCGAUUUGCAGGCGUUCUGCGUCAUAUUUUUUAAGGCUUUUAGGACAAUAUUAUACACAUUUGAAACAAAUAUAUAUAUAUAUACAAUAUAUAUGUACAUGUAUAGGAAGAAGAGCAGACGAAGAAAACCGAUAAUAAAACGUAGGCGGUUCUUGGUAGAUAUUCUUUCGUUUUUUUUUUUUACCAUAAGCAGCCAAAAAUACUAAUUAUCAUAAAUCGAACCUACUUAAUUCCUUAAUUUACAAACCAAUUGUGUAGUAUUAGCCAAGAUUUGAUUUUUGCAAGUCUCGCUUCCAUUUCGUGAAUGUAUUUUUAUAAAUAUUAUUAUUUGUCUGGUGUCUCAUUGUCCCCUUCCCUUUCCCUUUCCUUACCUUACCCACUUCCCCGAACCCCACUUCUGCUUGGUGAAUUUAAAGAGAAGCAAUAAUUACAACUAAAAAAUAAACUCUAUUUAUUAUUGCAAGCACUCGAUGAUAGUAGAGGGAGACGAUGAUUAAAUGUGUCUUUUAUUUGUAUAUUGUAUAGAUAUUUUUAAGUUCAAAACCGUGUUAAGUUCUUAAGUCCUUGAAGCGAGGAAUAUUGUAGGGCCCGCAGGACAGAAGGAGUUUGUACGUUCUGCAACAAAAGUGAACAGGGAAUAAAAACGAUGAGAAUGAGAGACGUUCUGAAAGGAAAUGUGAUCGAUAUUUAGAAAUAAUAAUACAACUAAUAAUAUUAAUUAUAAACUGAAAAACGGAAAACCAGUAAACAAAAUAGAAUUAAUAUUGUGUAAUACUUGAAACAAUAAUACCAAUUAAAUAAAUAUGUUGGAAUAAACAGAAGAAAAA
Molecule: messenger RNA, 4337 nt
Organism: Drosophila kikkawai
Lineage: Eukaryota; Metazoa; Arthropoda; Insecta; Diptera; Drosophilidae
Product: solute carrier family 41 member 1
Biological process (GO): monoatomic cation transport
Cellular component (GO): plasma membrane
Molecular function (GO): monoatomic cation transmembrane transporter activity
Source: RefSeq, a predicted model, not a curated record